AUGGACGAGAUGGACCUGGACGCCCGGCCGAGGGGCAGAAACGCCUCUCCAGACCAUCUUUCUCAAUCAGACAACAACAGCUCUGCACAGCCAGGCCCGCAGACCGCCCUGGCAGUCAGGCUUCACUCCCAGCAGCAGCUAGGCUGGAUGUCUCCUCGCAAGCGGCGCCGCAGCUCCGACGCCCAGGAAGUGCCCUUUGACCCUGUCACGCCUUUGAAGCGGAGGAAGACAAACUUUAACGCCACAUAUCUCUCCCUGUUCAACAACCAUGUCCUCGAUGUGGCUGGCAGAUCUCCGCAUGAAUUUCGACAAAAACUGGCCCCCUCGCAAAUAGGCGUCGUCAACUGGACUUCGGCCGAGAAGGAGGCCUUGUUCGCUGCAGUCACACGCCUCGGCCGCGACGACCUGCCCGGGAUCGCCGCGCAGGUACGGACCAAGACCGUGCUCGAGAUCCGGCAGUACUUGAUGCUCCUACAGGAUGCCGUGCUUAGCCGCCGCGGAGGCAAAUCAAGGCUUUCUGGCGCGGUGGAUCUGCUGAGCCACCCGGCUGCCGUCGAGGUCGACCAGGAACUCUGCAACGCGCUCGAAAAGGCCGCAGACGACUUGUCCCUCCGCCAGCAGGCCCACGAAGAAGGCGUGGAGGAGCACAGAUGGGGCGACACCCCUUGGCUCAUAACCGAGGCCGUGGCGCGGGACCUGGAAGCUCAAGUACGUCGGCACGAUCCCGACAUCCAGUCUUUUGGCGAGUUCUUCAUCACGAAGAACUGGCUUCACCUAUCAGAGCACGUGUUCAUGAACGCCGCCAUCGAAGACUGCAACUGGCGGUCCGUGUCGGCUGACAGGCCUGCCAUCCGGGCAACGGCCUUGGAGGACUUUUAUGGUCUUGCCAAGAGCAUCACGAGACGGCUGCUAGCUACAACUUUGAUCAUGGCAAACAGCCGUCUCCGUCGGAGACCACAGGUGAAGGUGGGCUCCGUCAAGGUGCAGGACGUCAAGGCAGCCAGGAUGUCCUUGGGCUUGAGUGGCGAUUCUCGCAGGUUCUGGGCCACGUCGGCGCGGCGGCUCCGCCUGAACGUAUAUGAUGACGAAGAUGUAUACAACGACAGCGGUGCACAGGAGAUUGAGAGGACGCAAGUGGCAACGGAUGAUGACGAAGCAGAUGCUUCAGACGCGAGCUCUGGACCUGAUCAAGACCACACAGGUUCCGAGCACGACGAUAUUGGCUACGACAGCCAGGUCGCACAGAGUGAGACGCCACAGGACGAGGAGCCCCCGUACCUUCUUUAUGACACGGUCGAAGAAUUCCUUGGCUUCCCGCCGGAAGCAGGUCCCGCCUUGGAAAGCUCGGACGAGUCAGACGACACCAGCGAUGAUGACGCUGGUGACGAUGACGACCUCGGAGCCAACGAAGACGAUCACAACACAGAGUUCUCACAACAACAACAACCAUCUGUACCAAUAAAGACAGCAGCAUCACCGCCUGCGUCCCCGAUGCCGCACGAUUCCUUACCCAUAAACACCACCGCCGUGGAAAAGGACCUCGAAGAAGCAAUCUACCACUCGGCCAUCGACUUCUCCGGCACCACGCGCGCGCGAGACACUCUGAGGGCCAAGAUCAUCGCCGAGCACCAGCUCCACGCGGCAGCGGACGCCUACGACGCGGCAGCCUCGCGCGCAGAAGAAGCGCGUCUAUGGGCCGUUCUGCGCGAAGAAGAAACCCCGGACGACCCAACCCUCUCCACUACAGCAGGAGGAGGUGCAGGAGGAGGAGGAGAAGAACGGAUGAGUUCCGCGGCGCCGUCGGUCACGUCGGACGACGAAGGCUUCACGACAGACGCAACGAGCGCCAGCGCCAAGAGAGGGGGCACAAGGAAGCCCGGAGCGCUGGAUCUGGGUGGCGUCGCCAGUGGUGAUGGUGGUGAUCACGACAUCGCCGGUCGCGGAGAUUGGAGGGCGAGCAUCCAAUAUUGCAGCGAGUGGGAGCUAGCGUACCUACGCCGCCAUGGGCAGCGGUAUUAA
Molecule: messenger RNA, 2019 nt
Organism: Microdochium trichocladiopsis
Lineage: Eukaryota; Fungi; Ascomycota; Sordariomycetes; Xylariales; Microdochiaceae
Exons: 1
Coding region: 1-2019 (672 amino acids)
Biological process (GO): transcription initiation at RNA polymerase I promoter; nucleolar large rRNA transcription by RNA polymerase I
Cellular component (GO): RNA polymerase I upstream activating factor complex
Molecular function (GO): RNA polymerase I general transcription initiation factor activity; rDNA binding
Source: RefSeq, a predicted model, not a curated record